AUGUCUGACAUUUCCUCGCAGCUUCAUGGCGGUUACGCCCACCCCUUGUCGCGAUCAUGGCAAGGUCAAUCACGCAGGAUCACAAAGUCCAUGUUCAUGUAUCCUCUGUUCAUUUCUGAUGAUCCGGAUGCCGAAGCUCCGCUCAAAGGCAUGCCCAACCAGAGGAGGUGGGGCGUGAACAAGCUGCCAGGAUUCUUGGAACCUCUGAUCAAGAAGGGCCUGAGCAGCGUCAUCCUGUUCGGUGUUCCUGAGCGGAAACCCAAAGAUGAGAUCGGGACUCUUGCGGACGAUCCAGAGGGGCCCGUCAUCAGCGCCGUCAAGACGCUCCGUGAAAAGUUCCCAGAUCUCUACGUGGCCUGCGACGUUUGCCUCUGCGAAUACACUUCUCACGGACACUGCGGUAUCCUGCACGCCGACGGCUUGAUCAACAAUGGACCGAGCGUGAAGAGGCUAGCAGAUGUCGCUCUAGCUUACGCCAAAGCUGGUGCGCAUUGCGUCGCCCCGUCGGACAUGAUGGAUGGACGCGUAGGAGCCAUCAAGAGGGCGCUCAUCGAUAGCGGUCUGGUGGGAAAGACGAGCUUGAUGAGCUACAGCGCUAAAUUCGCGAGCUCUCUCUAUGGCCCGUUCAGAGAUGCCGUUGCGUCUGCUCCAGCGUUUGGUGACAGAAGGUGUUACCAGCUGCCUCAGAAUGCGCGGGGCUUGGCACGUCGAGCGAUUGUGCGCGAUGUUGGCGAGGGUGCAGACAUCAUCAUGGUCAAGCCUGGCAGCAUCUAUCUAGACAUUCUCGCCGAGGCGCGACAAUUGGCACCGGACCAUCCUCUGGCUGUCUACCACGUGUCGGGAGAGUACGCAGCGCUACACGCAGCAGCCGCAGCUGGAGUUUACGACCUGAAAGCGCAGGUGGUAGAGCUGAGCGAAGCUUUCGUCAGAGCUGGCGCCACUAUCAUUCUCAGCUACUUCAGCCCGGAGUUGAUGGAUUGGCUGGAUGAAUAA
Messenger RNA from Ceraceosorus guamensis, 993 nucleotides. Its product is annotated as putative porphobilinogen synthase. The record is from RefSeq and is a predicted model, not a curated record. Gene Ontology annotation, molecular function: zinc ion binding; porphobilinogen synthase activity. The coding region runs from base 1 to 993 and encodes 330 amino acids. NCBI's taxonomy places the organism in Eukaryota, Fungi, Basidiomycota, Exobasidiomycetes, Ceraceosorales, Ceraceosoraceae. The transcript has 7 exons. Gene Ontology annotation, biological process: heme biosynthetic process. Gene Ontology annotation, cellular component: cytosol.